Globicephala melas (long-finned pilot whale) is the source of this 543-nucleotide messenger RNA. RefSeq names its product secondary ossification center associated regulator of chondrocyte maturation (gene SNORC). Gene Ontology annotation, biological process: cartilage development. Lineage: Eukaryota; Metazoa; Chordata; Mammalia; Artiodactyla; Delphinidae. Gene Ontology annotation, cellular component: cell periphery. The record is from RefSeq and is a predicted model, not a curated record.
GCCUAAGGUUGGAGUCUCCCAAGCCUGGGCCUUGAGCACUAAAAUGCAGAUUCCUGGGCCCACCCACGACCCACUGAAACAAAGUGCCAGGACCAUCUGCAUUUAUCAAGCUCCCUGGUUAACCAGCUCAAUCCUCCGUGCAUCCCGCUCGCCGGCCGUGCUCACUCACGGGCCAGGAUGGCGCUCUGUCUGGCCCUGCGCAUGGCACUGCUGCUCCUCUCCGGGGUCGUGGCCCCUGCGGUGCUCACAGCCGAGGGCCCGCAGGAGCCCGUGCCCACCCUGUGGAACGAGCCCGCCGAGCUGCCGUCGGGAGAAGGCCCCGUGGAGAGCACCAGCCCCGCCUUGGAGCCGGCGGUCAGCGGCCCGCCCGCGCCCACCGCCGCGCCGAGCCCCGAGGACAGCACCGCGCGGGAGCAUCUGGACCAGGGCGGCGGCUCGCUGGGACCCGGCGCCAUCGCGGCCAUCGUCAUCGCCGCCCUGCUGGCCACUUGCGUGGUGCUGGCGCUCGUGGUCGUCGCGCUGAGAAAGUUCUCCGCCUCCUGA